AAAUACCCCCUUGUCCUUUCUUCUCCUCCUCCUCCUCCUCCUCCUCUUUACUCUUCAAAGUCUCCGCCACACACUUCUCUCCAUUGAAACUCCUCACAUCUUUCACAUAAACACCUACAAUGGCCACUUCAUUCUCUACCUUGACACCUUUUCUUUUCAUCCUCCUUCUCUCCGUCUCCUCCGUUCUCGAAGCAGCUCAUCACCACACGGCGGCUCCAGCUCCGGCUGUAGACUGUUCGAUGCUCAUACUCAACAUGGCUGAUUGUUUGUCCUUUGUUUCCGCUGGAGGCACGGAGGCUAAGCCGGCUAGUUCUUGUUGUAACGGGCUUAAGACGGUGCUUAAGACCGACGCAGAGUGUCUAUGUGAGGGGUUUAAAAGUAGUGCUUCUCUAGGCGUUACUUUGAACAUGACUAAAGCAGCAACACUCCCCGCUGCAUGCAAGCUUCACGCUCCUUCUAUGGCUGCUUGUGGAUUGUCCGCCGCUCCUACUAUGGCACCAGGUCUUGCUCCAGGAGGAGCUGCUGUAGCUGCUGGACCCGACUUAAGUUUUCUAGCUCCAAACCCAUCUCCAGGGAACCACGGAUCUUCCUUGCUUCCCAUCUCCUUCACCACCGCACUCAGUGCUAUGUUCUUAGUAUUGUUCUUGUCUCGUGUCUAAGAAAGCCUUAUUCACCAGCCCGAUUUGGUUGUGUGAAAUGGCUUUGGGUUUGGGUUUUCAUGACUUUAGUUUUGCGUGUCUUUUGAGUAUUUUGUUUCAGACCAUGUCGGGUUUAUGUUCGUAGUUUUACUCUUUAAUUAUGUUUCACAUUGGUCUUAUAUUGAUGGUUACUUGUUAAAUUUUUAGUUUUCCUAAAACAAUUUCUUUGGUUAAAUUUGCUUAUAUAUUAUAAUUGGUUUGUAGCAUUGUGCACCAUGUUCAAAUAAUUCAAUAAGCAUAAAUGGAAACAUUAAUCUUUCA
Molecule: messenger RNA, 959 nt
Organism: Brassica napus (rape)
Lineage: Eukaryota; Viridiplantae; Streptophyta; Magnoliopsida; Brassicales; Brassicaceae
Product: non-specific lipid transfer protein GPI-anchored 31-like
Exons: 3
Coding region: 120-659 (179 amino acids)
Biological process (GO): lipid transport
Molecular function (GO): lipid binding
Source: RefSeq, a predicted model, not a curated record